AUCCGAAGAUUUAUGCGAUCGAAGCAGGCUUCGAAUAGAACCGUUCAUGCCUCUGUUUUUUUGUCCCGUUCGCCUCGUCCCGCCCCGAGAGGUGACACCUCUCGGAACCAUAAAUAAACAUAAAUUCACCUGAUACCACCAUGCAAGACACACUCAAAAUGGCCAGCUACGCGGACAUGCAGGACUGGAUGGAUCGGGACCCCAAGCUGCCGCCAGUGAUCCUCAACGACAAACUGAUGACGGACGCCAUCAUUGGGACCGGCGGUCUGCCCAUCAAGACGGAACACUCGUACAGUUUGAAUUCGGACGGGGAUUCGAUAUCGGACACACUGCCCGACUCGCCACACAGUUUGCAGAACAAAAUGGAUGAUAUGGAUGAAGAGUGUUACCCUGCUAUCAGUAUGAACACAACACAGAGCAAACAGCACCUCAUUCACCGAAAUCAAUCGAAUCCAGCCCUAAUCUCCACAGCUGGUAGCACAGUCCUCACAGCUUUCAGCAGUCAAAAUGCUCCUGCCUUCAGAAGCAUCACCAGCGGAAGUUUAAGCCUGCUCAGCGCUCUGCACCAACAACAACAGCAGCAGCAGUCCAACAGCAGUCAGACCUCCCACCCGCAGCUAGUGCUAGGUCAUCCGAUCAGCUUAAACAACAACCACCUCACCCUCAACAACAACCUCACCAAGGAGAGCCUCCUUCUGAGCAGCAGCAAACGGAGCUGUUCGAACGACUCAUCCUCCUCCAGUUCGGGUAGCGUAGCAUCCGACAUCGAAAUCGAUGAGCUCACCGUCAAAGAGGAACCCAUGUCCCCAAGCUCGAGUUGUCCUCCCUCACCAGCCGGCGCUGGAGCGGGAGGGACAACGUUAAUCAACGGCUACACCAUCUCCACAGUGAACCUAGCCAACAUGGCGGCCUAUACACAGUCCGAUCUGGUACUAGAACACAAGAACGGAACCCUCCAGCUCACACCCGCCUCGCAAAGUCUCCUGAAGAGCCAGCAGAUCGUCAUCAAUGGUAACGCCAUCUGUACGACAGCCAGCACUCCGUCCACCCCCGCCACACCAGCCAAGAUCGUGAUGUCCAAGCUGAACAUCAAAAUGGAACCGCAGUCGUCCGCUUCGUCGUUCGGUUUACCUCCCACGCCUCCGUCGUCGCUACCGAGCGACGAAUCCGAGGGCAAUCAAAGUCCGGAGCAUCACACGUCGCCCAUGUCCCCGCCCACAGUGAUCUCACCGAGCAUGAGCAGCGCCAGCAGCAACAGCAGCAGUAGCAGUAGCAGUAGUAGCAGCAGCGGCAGUACACCCAGCAGUCGGAGGACGUCGGUGCACAAUAGUAACAGCAACAGCGUGGUGGCGUCCGGAGUUGUCUCCUCGGAUGGAUCUACGAUACUGAUUGCAUCGCCUUCGGCUCAACAGCAACAUCAGGCAAACCUGGCUAGGGCAGCCGCAGCCAAUCAGAGUGCUGCUACCACGAGGCAACCGAUCCACACGCCGCUGAUCAGCAGUCAACCGAAAGGAUCUACGGGCACGCUCAUUCUGACGGACGAGGAGAAACGAACCCUCGUAGCCGAAGGCUACCCAAUCCCAACGCGGCUUCCCCUUACCAAAGCCGAAGAGAAAUCCCUCAAGAAAAUCCGACGGAAGAUCAAGAACAAGAUCUCCGCCCAGGAAAGCCGAAGGAAAAAGAAAGAAUACAUGGACCAGCUGGAGCGCCGCGUCGAAAUUCUGGUCUCGGAAAACCUGGACUACCGGAAACGGGUCGAGUCGCUGGAAGACUGCAAUCAGAAUCUUAUGACCGAACUGGCCAAACUGCGCACCCUGGUCAGCCGACAGCAGCAGAACGUCCGAAAGAUGUAAGCAGCACGUGUGCGCACGCGGCCUUCUUCGAUGGAAGUUCGUUUUUUCGGUUCUCGCUCUCGUUGUUGUUGUUGUUGAUUUGUUCGCGUGCUGUGUUAGAUCAUGCGCCGCAUUCUUGGAUUUCCUAAAAGUGUAACAACAUGUACAAAGUAGUUAAUUUUUUUAUAUUGCUAGGACAACUGGGGGACGCAACUGGGAAGUGAACGAUGUGAGAGCGUUGUUGAGUUUUGUUAGGAACAUUUUUUUAGGAACUUGUUGAGUUUGUUUUAGAUGCAGCAAAAAGUCGAAAAAAAAUUCCGUGCAAUAUACAUGUAUUUGACGAAUGGUGUUACGAAGCCGUGUUUUGGACAUCGAUAUUUAUUCGGGUUUGUGAUCAGCCUUUUUGGUUCAAAUUGCCAACAGGACAACGGAUAUUACAAGAGAUAGAACACUCCCUGGAGGGUGAAACAGAGUGCAUUCCAUUAGGAUUUAGGUUUAGCAGAAACGAAACUUGUUGCAUGAAUGACUAACUAUGAAGAUAAUUUAUGAUUUUUUAGUUUAGGAUGUGCUGUACAUAGAGUAGGUAUUCCGAAGAGAAACGAUUAAUCAAAGCGUGUGCCUUGAAUGACAUUCCCCUGUCCGUAGUUCCAAAACUGACCGAAAGAGUGCUCACGCGUGCAACUUGCGCGUCAAAAGCUCGUGGAUAGCGCAGUUCAGUCUCUCUCCGCACAAUGCAUUCGCGCUCGCCUACUUUGCUCCCUUGGAGAACGGAUGACAACGGUGUGAGAAAGAAAAGCGAGAGAGAAAGCUUCCGUGGACAGUGGGAAAAUAUCGGUUUGAAAAUCGUAAUUUUAGAAACCGUUGGUGUAGAACAACUGCAAGUAUAUUUACUUUGAUGACAAAUAAUAAUGGAUUGGAUGGUGAGGUUCUCGUCUUGUGCAGACUACGGAAAGUGUCCCAUUUUGUCGCAUUUUGCCGUUUUUCUUCCCAUUUUAAUACAAAACUUGACCAAGAAACAGAUGUAGUUAUCUUCCGCAGAUCUAUAAAACGGAAAACAGUCUAUACAAGAUGAGACUUUCAUCAUGGAAUUCUUGCUAUUUUUUACAUAAGAAUAAGCAUUUGAAGUCGUUCUGAAUCAGCGGCUUCUGAAAGUUGAGACUUUGUAACUGAAUUUUCACUGAGAAGUUGUGCUCAUACACUGGAAGAAAUCCGUUCUCUAAUUUCAUCGCUAGUUUGUAAGAUUUUGUUUUUGUUUUGAGACAAAUUGAGGAGAGUUUCCAUCCAAAUGGUUGCAACUGCUCCUUUACAAUGGUUGAUUCGAGUAACAUUUUUCGUUACACCUUUACGCAACAGACAGUUUUUUUUGUGUAGGUUUAAUAUUAGUAUGAAUUGUAUAGGUUACGUUUCUGAGUGAUUGUGUGCUUGUACAUAUACUGACACAGAACUUUAACAAAACAGCAAGACAAAGUGGACUAUCCGGGUAAAAGCCAACCAAUUGACCAAUUGACAGACAGAUUCGUGAGUCCGAUUGGCAGUGGCACAUCAGUUGUAAAUACCGCUAGCGCUAUACCAACACACCUAUAAACACACACGCACACACGUGCAUCCAUUGCUGUGCGUGUGGGCGCGUAUUAGAAAGUAUUCAAAAUUUCCAUUUCCAUUGCGCUUCGAUUCUCCCCCGCGAGGGAGACGGAGUUACGAUAUAGAUAUUUUUCAUGUUGAAAUUCAUUGGCAGUCGCAUUUAAGGCAAAAUUAUGUUUUUGUUUUUAAAAAAUCACGUUUCGGCUCAUUUCAAGUGUCGCUCUCAUAGAUAGAUCACAAAAUUUCGGUUGCAUGUUUCAUACUUGAGUGCGAAAAUGUUUAGGAAAGUGCGAGUACUUACGAUUGAAUCACGAUUGAAUUUAUUGUUAACUUAUUGGAUAAGAAAUAACAGAUUUGAUAAGAGAAAAGUUUUUCAGCUAGGAAAUUGUAAGGCAAACGUUUUUUUAGGUUAGGUUAUUGAAUCACAAAUGUCACAAUGGUGAUUAUUCAGCGAAAAAAGAGAAUAUAUUUUAUAUAAAAGUGUACAUUGUACUUGCUACAAACAACGUAGAUUAACCAAACAUUAGGAAGCAUAGAUACAAGAGAAAAUAGGAAACUAUGACGAGAACUUUGCUAGAUUUACAAAGAUCUUUAUAGAGAUAAUUACGUAUUGUGCAUUACGAGAUACGACACGCAGAGCAGAAUUUGUUCUUAUUAUUUUUACCGCUGAUUGGCGAGAAAACGAAUAGAUCUUACAGUCUGAGGUAACAGCAGGACGUUUUGCGAGACCCUUUCUACACUAUUUAACACCACGGAGGAAGCGAAGGCUCCCUGUAAGAGAGAGAGAUAAAGAAGCUUGACCGGGUGGAAGCAUUAUGCGUGAUUUAAAAAAUCACCUCCGCUACUACUAUUACUAUUAACUGCUUCCGUCGUGGAUGCGACAGGAGAUAUACAUGUGAAAAUUGAAAACUUUUUCUGCCAUUUUAAUUCGUAGGGUUAGUGUUUGAGUUUAGGAACGACGAAAGGAGACUAUUAGUUCGAAGCAGUACUUUUAGAGCUUAAGUUCACUGAAGAAACAGAAUAAAAUACAUUCUAGCAGAUAGGUACUAGCGAUUAAGUUUUUGAGCGCUGUUCUGAUGACUGAAAUAAGCAUACAUUUAUAUAUGUAGUGUAUUUUCUACUCGACAGAGUUGGACUACGCACUUCAACAAUCGCACUCUCAUGUGAAGGUCUGCACUAUAGAAUGUAGUUUGUUGUUAAAAUCAAAACAAAUAAGAUUCGUUGUUUAAAAGUUGUGAAAGCGAGAUACUAUUACGGCGGAAAACACUAGAAGUUUUAUGUCGAAGUUGAAGACGUAGUCCUACGUCAAAAUAGAAACAUAAUCAUACUUCAGAAACAUCAAUUCAAGAUCGCUUCAAUUAGAAGUCAAACAGUUCUCAUUGAUUGCGUUUGAAUCAAGGUUUGGAAAACCCUACAACAAGCUACUUUCUGUAAUGCAUUGACUCUUAUUUGACAAAAAUAAUCUUCCAUACUUUUUUAUUCUAACAUGGCUAAUUAUCGUGCAAUUUAUCGCUCUUCCUUAUUUAAAUUGUUAUUUUUUUUAUUUUGUUCAUGUUUACUUUCAAUAUUUUUGUUUAGAGAAACAAUCUAACGAUAAAGUAUGUUACCUACAUCAUUUUUGAGUUUAGUCGUAAGCUGCUGAUAUCUUAACUAUUUUUAAGGACAAAAUAGCCUCACCAACAGACAUUGACACGGAUUUUCUGCAUGCUUUCAGAAGCACGUUUUACACACUCCUGCUAAUAAGGGUCGACGUCGGCCGAACCACUUUUAAAGAAGAUAUUCCAACUCCUGAUUCCUAAUCAUGGAAAUGAUAUUGCAUGUUCUGUUUUCAACAACAAAUCCAACCAAUCAAGUAACCAACCAUCAUAGGAAAUCAAGCAUUUAUUAAAUGACUGUAAACUGUACAUUAUAACCAUUACAAGCUAAUCCUAAUCCAACAAAAUCAAACAAACUCCUCUGAGUAGUGUCAAAUGAAACCACAGAAAACCACACACCCAGGACACACCAUUCACACACACACAUCCAAACACACAUACACACAAACCACGAGUCAAUCAAAGAAGAUGAAGACAAGAAAAUGCAAAUUUAGGACAAUUAUUACUCCUAUUACUUUGUAAAAGUUACUUAACGAUGAACCGAGAACAAGGAAAAUAAAACCACAUCUUAUAAUUGAA
Messenger RNA from Aedes albopictus (Asian tiger mosquito), 5587 nucleotides. It is a transcript of the gene CrebA, whose product is annotated as cyclic AMP response element-binding protein A. Bases 141 to 1853 code for a protein of 570 amino acids. The record is from RefSeq and is a predicted model, not a curated record. Lineage: Eukaryota; Metazoa; Arthropoda; Insecta; Diptera; Culicidae. Gene Ontology annotation, molecular function: DNA-binding transcription factor activity, RNA polymerase II-specific; cAMP response element binding. The transcript is spliced from 6 exons. Gene Ontology annotation, biological process: regulation of transcription by RNA polymerase II.